Molecule: messenger RNA, 1825 nt
Organism: Porites lobata
Lineage: Eukaryota; Metazoa; Cnidaria; Anthozoa; Scleractinia; Poritidae
Source: the annotation of a GenBank genome assembly
AUGUCUUUUUCUUUUGCAGCAUGGGUCGGCUCAAUUGCGAUGUCAGGUUGCGGUCUUUUCGGUCCUUUAUCCGGGAGAUUGACAAAUCACUUUGGUGCCCGUAUUGUUGUCGCCAGUGGCUCGCUCUUGAGCGCAAGUGGUCUUCUAUUGACAUCUUUAGUUCCGAGUUUAUUUCUAAUGUUCCUUACGUAUGGUGGAAUUUUCGGGUUUGGUUUUAGCUUAGUUUUCAUUGCCGUUUUCGAGAUAGUUCCCCGAUAUUUUGUGAAAUAUCGCUCCAUGGCAACCGGAAUUAUUGCUAUGAGCACUGGAGGUGCUUUGGUGGUGAUGACUCCAGUAUGCGAGGCUUUGUUAAGGGCAUUUGGUUGGAGAGGGACGUUUGGCGGACUGGGUUGCUUAGUUUUUAUAGUUUUCUUUAUAAGCUGGCUCAUUGAUCCUAACGUGGCGAGUGAUGAAGCUCAUACGGUAGUUGAGCACGGUAAAGAAUCCAAUGACAAACACAAGAAAAAAAUACUGGAUUUGUCAAUGUGGAAAAAUAAAAGUUUUGCAAUCCUCACACUUUCGCAUUGUGUUAUCUAUAUUGGACAUUACGUGGUACCACUUCAUUUGGUAAGCAUACUUUGACUUUAACUCUUGAUGCUUUUAUUGUAACAUAAUGCCUUUGCUUGGCAGCAGCAAUUUCUUUCUUCUUGCCGGAAAAGUACUCUCAAACUGUGCCAAGCUUUCACGGUCGCGAAAAAUAAAACAUGAAGAAAAGCGAAAAUAACACGCGCCCAAAUUAGCCACCUUAGAAACGAUUAGGGUAAAACACCGGCCGGUAGUUCACAAGAGUGGUCACCUUUGCUAAGACAGCAUUUCUUUACAGAGUUUAAGUCACAGCAAAAGGGGAUAAAGGUCCUUUCUUGGUCACAGUUCAUACAGGGUUUCAUAAAGUUUGUCGCUUUUAAGAGUGAUCGCUUCGUGUACACUAAUCUAAGGCCGCUUAUGUUUAUGCUUAACUGUUAAAGAUUUAGACAGUUUAACACUAUAUAGAAUGGAGGAGGUGUUGUGUUUUCUUCGCUUGGCUCGGCCACUUAGCUGGGCUAGUGUCUGUCUAAGUGACUGUGCUCUUUUUAUCUUUAAAUACUAAAUAUUAAAUUACUAUGCUUUUUCUAUACGUAUUUGUCUAUCAAGGGCGCUAAUAAAGAUUGUUUUCGUUGUUCGUUGUUGAGUGAACCCAUGAACUAACUUGGACCCGACUUCGUUUCAAUCGUCGAGCUUUUUAUGUCUUAAAUCUAAUGCAUAAGUAAUUAUCAAUACUUUAAUUCAUUUUGAGCGGUAAACAUGUUGUAUCAUUUGGGUCGACCCAAAUAAGUAUAAAAGUUCGUUCAUGUUCGGUUCAUGGGCCUAAGAGAACCCUCAUCCAAUUACUCUAAUCUGCACUCUAAUAUUUCCCUUAUAUUUCUCCAAGGCAAAAUAUUGUGAAGAUCUUGGUAUUGAAGAGGACAGGGUAGUUUGGCUUUACAUGUGCAUUGGACUGGUAUCACUUCUAGCCAGGUUACCGGGCUCUAAGCUUUGUGAAGUCAUCAGUCCACAGAGAGUAUUUUUCAUGUUUGCAAUUCUCAGUGCAUUAUCUGCUCUGGUGUUACCUUUGGCAACUACUUUGAUCCGAUUUAUCUGUUACGCAUCAGUUUACGGCCUUGCUGAUGGAAUGAUGGCAAUCGGAGGGAUUCUGUCAUGCUUUCAGGCACUUACACCUAAGCAAAAAGCCCAAGGCUUUGGUUUUUAUCAAUUCUUCAUCUGUUCUGCCUAUCUAUGUGGACCACCAAUUGGAGGUAAGCUACCGUGA